AUGGUGCGACGGCGCGUAGGCGCCAUUGGCCGCACCGCUAUGGGACCGGACUCGCAGGGAAGAUUAGUGGGAGGGAGACGGGAAGGAUGGCGGCUACGGAACGCAGCGGGGGAGGGGGAAGGAUGGGAUGGGGGGAGAGCUGGGGUAGCAGUGGCGCAAGCGGGGCAGCAGGGGGGAAAGGGAGGUGGCGCAGUUGUGACGCUGGCGGAGUCUCAAGUGUCAGCGCUGGUGCAGCUGAACGAGGCAUGGGGGGGCACAUGGCCGGGCAACACGAAUGCGACCACUGCGUGCCGCCAGUGGGCUGGAGUCACGUGCAAUCCCGCUGGAUACGUCACUGCCUUACAGCUGGACCCCUCUCAGGUGGUGAACGGCAGCAUCCCAUCCGCGCUAGUGCAGCUCUCCCUGCUCCGAACGCUCCAUAGGGAACCUUGCUGCCCUUUCCCACCUCGAUCUGCACACAUUCUUCCUCAACGGCACCUUCCCUGCCACCAUCGGAGCCCUCACUCGCCUCACCUACCUGUAAGCGCUGGACCGCGCUUCCCUUCUGCCCGCCCACCUGCCUUCCUGCCAAACUCUCUUCCCGCCCACCUGCCUUCCUGCCAAACUCUCUUCCCGCCCACCUGCCUUCCUGCCAAACUCUCUUCCCGCCCACCUGCCUUCCUGCCAAACUCUCUUCCCGCCCACCUGCCUUCCUGCCAAACUCUCUUCCCGCCCACCUGCCUUCCUGCCAAACUCUCUUCCCGCCCACCUGCCUUCCUGCCAAACUCUCUUCCCGCCCACCUGCCUUCCUGCCAAACUCUCUUCCCGCCCACCUGCCUUCCUGCCAAACUCUCUUCCCGCCCACCUGCCUUCCUGCCAAACUCUCUUCCCUCCCACCUGCCUUCCUGCCAAACUCUCUUCCCGCUCACCUGCCUUCCUGCCAAACUCUCUUCCCGCCCACCUGCCUUCCUGCCAAACUCUCUUCCCGCCCACCUGCCUUCCUGCCAAACUCUCUUCCCGCCCACCUGCCUUCCUGCCAAACUCUCUUCCCGCCCACCUGCCUUCCUGCCAAACUCUCUUCCCGCCCACCUGCCUUCCUGGCAAACUCUCUUCCCGCCCACCUGCCUUCCUGCCAAACUCUCUUCCCUCCCACCUGCCUUCCUGCCAAACUCUCUUCCCGCCCACCUGCCUUCCUGCCAAACUCUCUUCCUUCCCACCUGCCUUCCUGCCAAACUCUCUUCCCGCCCACCUGCCUUCCUGCCAAACUCUCUUCCCGCCCACCUGCCUUCCUGCCAAACUCUCUUCCCGCCCACCUGCCUUCCUGCCAAACUCUCUUCCCGCCCACCUGCCUUCCUGCCAAACUCUCUUCCCGCCCACCUGCCUUCCUGCCAAACUCUCUUCCCUCCCACCUGCCUUCCUGCCAAACUCUCUUCCCGCCCACCUGCCUUCCUGCCAAACUCUCUUCCCGCCCACCUGCCUUCCUGCCAAACUCUCUUCCCGCCCACCUGCCUUCCUGCCAAACUCUCUUCCCGCCCACCUGCCUUCCUGCCAAACUCUCUUCCCGCCCACCUGCCUUCCUGCCAAACUCUCUUCCCGCCCACCUGCCUUCCUGUCAAACUCUCUUCCCGCCCACCUGCCUUCCUGCCAAACUCUCUUCCCGCCCACCUGCCUUCCUGCCAAACUCUCUGCCUGCCUGUGUGCCUGCUGGUCUGCCUGCGUCUUCCCUUUUGCAAGCAUGCCGUGUCACUGCGCCACCAUCUGUUCCCCACGAGCUACGUCGCUUCCCUUCCCCCCACUACAUGUCUUCUCUUUAUGCUUGAUUUGGGAGAGCUGGUAGCAGUCACAGGUCCCUUUGCCAACCUCACAUGGCUCUCAUCCCUCACUUCCCUGCGCUACCUCUCUCUUGCGCACAACGACAUGUACGGCGAGCUGCCUCCCCUCACUUUCUCCACUCUGCAGCAGCUCACCUUCUUCAAUCUGCACGGGCUGGUCCCGGACGACCGCCCUUUCUUCCGCACUGCCAUCGUGCCUCAGGACCUCUCAAAGCUCGGCAGCCUUGAAACCUUUGAUGCGGCAAUGAACGGGCUGCUUGGAGUGCUACCAGACUCGUGGGCAUCGCUCGUCAACCUCACAAGCCUAGCGCUGGCCAUGAACCAGUUUGAAGGGCCUAUACCGUCAGUGCUCGCCGCUCUUCCUCUUCUCACUGGAUUGAACCUAGGAGGCAAUCAGCUCACAGGAGGUCUUCCCAGUGUCUUUCCAAUGACAUCCCUCUCUUACAACAACUUCACAGGAACGUUCCCUGCUGCUGCGCUCAACCUCCCCAACCUCAACGCUAUUUAUUUGGACUACAAUCAGUUCACUGGCCCCAUCCCUGCUGCUCUCACCCGCCUCUCCUUCCUCGCUACACUGAAUCUCAACUCCAACCGUUUCACGGGCAUCAUCCCCCCUGCGCUGCACCAGCUGUCCAACCUCGCUGACCUGACGCUUGCAGGCAACAGCCUGCUCGGGCCCAUACCGCAGGAGAUCCACAACUGGCCCAUGCUCUUCCGCCUGGACCUGCGCUACAACCAGUUCACAGGGUCUUUGCCUAACUUCACAGCAUGGAACACCACAGGCUUGGCCAUACUCUACCUCGGAAGCAACAACCUCACAGGCGCUAUCCCAGAGUCAAUCGGCAACCUCACAUCGCUCCAGCUCCUGUCUCUGGACAGCAACAAGCUCUCAGGUUCCCUACCUGUGAAUAUCUCUGCUCUCACUCAGCUCAGUGCACUGUCACUGGGCAACAACGCCAUUACAGGGGCUGUCGCCAAUACUCUUGCCAACCUGACAUCCCUGGAGACUCUGUGGCUGUUUGGCAACAACCUCACAGGCACCAUCCCGUCCUCCUUCUGCAACCUCACGCGCAUGAACAGCCUGGUGCUACGGAACAACCUGUUUUAUGGGACCAUGCCCUCCUGCCUUGUCAACUUCGCCCAACUUAGAGACCUGGACGUGAGCAACAACUCGCUGACAGGCGUGGUGAACCGCAACAUGAAGGGCAUGAACCCUGGCUACAGCACGCUCAACAUUGCACACAACUUCUUCUAUGGCGACCCCACACUCUACGCCAACGGCACCCUCUACUGCCCCGACCAGGUGCAAUACAAUGCGAGCUUCCUGGACUUCCAGAUGACAGGGCGGGACUACACGUCUAGCGGCGGACAAAACGCAUACCGGCGCGGGCGGGCAAGUCUGAGCAGCAACUGCUUUGACAUGGCGGUGGCAGCAGAUAGCUGUGUGGCCAACGAGACACAGAAGACCGAUGAGGAGUGCCUGGCUUACUGCGGCCUCACUGCUUCGAACCUGCCUUGCGGGGGGCAUGGUGUUUGCGUGCCUGUUUCUGCUGCUGUGGCUCUUGGUGACGGUUCGGGUAAUGCACCUGCUGCUGCUGCACCUGCUGCUGCUGCUACUGCUGCUGCUGCUGCUGCUGCUGCUACUGCUACUGCUGGUGGAAACUUGUCAGUAGCGGCUGACAGUGCGUACACGUGUGCAUGUGAUGAUGGGUAUUACCUGCUCUGGCUGGACAACGGCACUCCCACCUGCUCACUCACUCCUCCCCCUGCUGCACCGGCACCAGAAGCGCCACCGUUGUCCACGGGCGCCAUCAUUGCCAUUGUGGUGGGCGGCUGUGUUGCGCUUGCCAUUGUCGCUGCUGCUGUGGCUGCUGUGCUCAUUCUCCGGAAACAGAAGAAGAGACGCACGUGGACGGAUCUGGACGUGUGCAAGGAGUACAGCAUAGAGGAGGUGCGCACGUUCACGGAGAACUGGGACAACAAGAACGUGCUGGGCGAGGGCGGCUUCGCCACCGUGUACCGCGGCGUGAACGAGAACGGGCUGGUGGUUGCAGUCAAGCGCGUCAAGCUCAUGUCCAACGACUUCGAGACUGAGCACUCCGCUCCUCCAUCUCCCCUCUCUCUCUCCCACGCUCACUCCGUCCAGGUGCGGGCGAUGGCAACGUUGCACCACCCCAACCUGGUGCGGCUGCUGGGCUUUUGUCUGCACAUGGACGUGGAGACGGCCAAGCAGGAGCAGGUGCUUGUCUACGAGUUCGUUGCCAACGGGGACCUCGACCACCACAUCCGCUCCCCUAAAACCCCCAUCUGCACCCCUCUCCGUCCUCUCAUCCCCAGUUUCGGAGUGGUGCUGUUGGAGAUCCUUACAGGCAAGCCAGUCACCAUCGACAGGUCCUGCCACAUCGGCAAAUGGGCGUCCAUAAAGCUACACGACUACCAGAUAGAUGAGCUCAAGGACAAGACACUGACGGCCUCAGAGGACGCUGUUUUGGAGCUCGCAGACAUUGCCCUCGACUGCAUCAAGCGCCGCGCCGCCCACCGCCCUGAAAUGGCAGAUGUCGUGCUGCGAUUGGGCGCCAUGGUGCGCGAAUUCUGCCCAGCGGACAGACAGGAGGGAGGAGGAGGUGAGGGAGGAGGAGGAGGAGGAGGAGGAGGAGGAGGAGGAGGAGGAGGAGGAGGAGGAGGAGGAGGAGGAGGAGGAGGAGGAGGAGGAGGAGGAGGAGGAGGAGGAGGAGGAGGAGGAGGAGGAGGGGAAAGGCCUGGGCGUUUUAGGCUGGGCCGAGCGCUUUCGACAGCGGAGGAUGAUAUGGAGAUGGGGGGGCACGGGGGAGGGGGUCACAGCCGCAUGGACGGGCGGUCCUCGGGGGCUAUGACGCUGCGAUCUGAGAUUGCAUCGCUGUGUGCGAACAGUGAGAUCAUGGAUCGGAAUCACAGCAGUGCCACCAUUAAUAAUGAUGACUCAAUGAUUGUGGCUGCUGCUGGCAGCAGCUAUGUUGGCCUCCAGCAGGGACCCUCCGCACGGUGA
Molecule: messenger RNA, 4836 nt
Organism: Closterium sp. NIES-65
Lineage: Eukaryota; Viridiplantae; Streptophyta; Zygnematophyceae; Desmidiales; Closteriaceae
Source: the annotation of a GenBank genome assembly